Messenger RNA from Chenopodium quinoa (quinoa), 1637 nucleotides. RefSeq lists its product as uncharacterized. The coding region runs from base 1201 to 1623 and encodes 140 amino acids. The record is from RefSeq and is a predicted model, not a curated record. The transcript is spliced from 2 exons. Lineage: Eukaryota; Viridiplantae; Streptophyta; Magnoliopsida; Caryophyllales; Amaranthaceae.
UAAUUUUGCACAAAUAUUGUUGCAAAUUGGUGGGUAUAUUAAUGCAAAUGAGUCAUUAUUUUUUGGACUAAAAUUUGACCUAAUAGGUCGUUUUUUCGGGGACGAGGGGGGAGUAUUAAAAACGAGGAGAAUAGAUACCAACGCACUAUGCUCAAGCCAAAUCAAUUGUGUGACAGUACUGACACAGUGGUACUGUAGAUAUAAGUGAUAGUUGUAUGAAGUAGCUUUCAAUUUUCAAGCCAGAGGAAGUCCCAUUGACAGAAAAAUAAUUAAACAAUAAAGCCUCUUGUUAUUUUGCCACUAAAACAGUACCAAAGAAACAGAAAAAUGGGAGUGAAAUUGAAGUUGCUGGUAAACAGUGAAACAAAGAAGGUGGUAUUUGCAGAAGCAGGGAAGGAAUUUGUUGAUUUCUUGAUGGGUUUAAUGGAGAUUCCACUUGGUUCAAUCCUCCGUCUUUGGAAACAAAAUUCCGAAAAUAGAGAUGGAAAUUCUACUUUAUCAUUGGAAAAACUUUAUGAAAGUAUCUACUUAUUUGAUGAAUCCUACCUUCAGAAAUCUGAUCUCAGGAAUUCUGUCUUGGACCCUAAAUUUUCAUCUGUUACUAAAACAAGCAGGCUCCUGUCCUUCAACAGUUACUUCAACUGUCAAUCCUCUUUCUAGCCCUCUAAUUUUUUUGUAUUACUAAAUUAUACUAUGUUCGUAUGUUACAUUUUACUACUUUGUUCGGAAUUAAUUGUCGCAUUGUUUCAAUUCUUGAUAUUUACGACAUUUUAAUUUGUCUCCUGUUAUGUUCCCCUUACUUUUUAUUCUACAUAUUACUAUCCUACUUGAUAUGCACGAGUCCAAGUGAUUGUCGUAUACACUCUUCACUUGUAAUUGUUGUUGUAAUAUGGUUAUUAUUUAACUGCUGAAAUCGAAAACUUAUACGAGUAGUUUAAUUUUCAAGUACGAGUAAUGUCAGUUUAUUUUGCUUCCCCUGAUCCUUGAUUGUCACCGCCUUUUCAUUGUAGUUUUGCUUUGCCUUUUUGCUUGCUUCAAAAUUACUCAAUUCUUGAAAUUGUUCUCUUUAAGCUUCGGUUUCUUGUUUGCUUAUUUUGUAUAAUUGUUUCAUACCAUACAUGUAGUGUUACACACACACACAGCCACAUAGGGUAUCAUACGAGUAGAGCUCGUAUUCCCAAUUGUUCAAUAAGCUAUUACAUGUGCACGCCGUUGUAUAAGCUUUUGAAAUUUGAAUGCUCUAUUUUUCUUGAGAUACUUUGUUCAAUUAAAGUGAGCUCAAAUCCUCUAUUUUGUGAUUUUGUACUCAGCAAAAGUAGUUACUCUUACUCCCAAUCUAGCCGGGAUGAGAUAGAUGGGUAUGUUAAGGGUGCUGCUUACUACAUGGUGAAGGAUGAUCUCUCGAUAACACCUUCCUCAACCAUCUCCAGCAUAAAUCUCUUCAACAUACAUGGCGUCAAAGAUAUCAGCUUCCUCCUUGAGAAGACUGUCGAGGUCGAUGGCACAAAGGCUUUAGAGCUGGUGAGAACAGCAUUUUAUUCCAAUACGGUCCUCACAGACGUUUUCAUGAGCAACGAUCAAAGCAUGGCUUCUACCAGUAAAAAUGAGGGUGAGACCAAUUAAUUUUAUUUAUCCAA